AUUAAUAAUAUUCUGUUUUGGAAAGAACGAAAAUGAGGGGACGGCUUUUUUGGUCCUCCCUUACUUUGUUAAUUCUCGUCAGUUAUUCGACGGCUUGUGACGAUAAAGGAAUAUGUUUGUUGGAAGCGCUCAAAGAAAUAAAACAAUGUGAAAAAUCUGUGCUGGCUUCGUUGCUAAAACCUUUACUGACAUCUAAGAUUGAAAAGAAGUCAUGCUCCAAAUGCCUCGAUGAGCCGGCGCCACCGCCCACACUGGUCCUGAUGCCUUCAAAUCCAUGUGCUCCACCCCCAGUUUGUCCAUCACCAGCUCCUGUCAUUAUAUCUCCACCUUCGAGUCCCUGUGCCCAACCUUCCCCAAUCAUUCUUCCUACCCCAUGUUCAUCACCCUCUCCUUCCCCUUGCGCCCCAUCUGCCUCUGUUUUUCUUUCUGCCCCCUGUUCACCUCCACCGGCAGCUCCUAUAGUUCUUCCGGCUCCGUGUAAUCCUCCACCUUGUCCUCCACCUGCCCCAAUUAUUCUUUCAGCUCCGUGUGCCCCACCAAGUCCUAUAAUGCUUCCAACUCCGUGUGCCCCUCCAAGCCCUAUCAUGCUUUCAUCCCCCUGUGCUCCACCGAGCCCUAUAAUGUUUCCAGCCCCCUGUGCUCCACCGAGCCCUAUAAUGCUUCCAGCCCCCUGUGCUCCACCGAGCCCUAUAAUGCUUCCAGCCCCCUGUGCUCCACCGAGCCCAAUAAUGCUCCCAGCCCCCUGUGCUCCACCGAGCCCUAUAAUGCUUCAAGCCCCCUGUGCUCCACCUUCACCGAUGAUGUUUCAACCACCACCCUGUUCCGCUCCACCAGCCCCUGCACCAUGUCAACCGCAAUCACCAAUAAUAAUUUCUUUAGCUCCACCUCCACAGCCAUGUUCUUGUCCUGCCCCCACAUGCUCCUGUGCCCCCCCAUCCUUUCCAAUGACGGCAUAUAUGGUGCCCCCACCGGUACCUGUAUCUUUAGAAGCAAAACCAAUUAAAUCGUCAUGUGGUUGCCAAUUUUAGAGUAAAUAGUAUCUAAAUGACACUUAAUAAUGGGUAAAGGGUAGAAUUUAUAAAAUUAAACCUUAUGUCAUGAAAUUACAAUAAGUACGUAUUCUGUAUACAUAUUAUAUUGUAUUUAUUUGACUAAAACCAGCGAAAGAAGUAUAAAGCAAUCUAGUCUGAUUUUGUAUUUAUUUGAUAACGUAUAUUUACUGUAUAUAUUAUCAAGAUUAUUUUAUUAAAAUUAUCAUAAAUAAAAAAAAUCUUUCAAUUAUCA
Messenger RNA from Pieris napi, 1284 nucleotides. Its product is annotated as vegetative cell wall protein gp1-like. The record is from RefSeq and is a predicted model, not a curated record. Lineage: Eukaryota; Metazoa; Arthropoda; Insecta; Lepidoptera; Pieridae. The transcript is spliced from 4 exons. The coding region runs from base 33 to 1028 and encodes 331 amino acids.